AUAUAAGAAAAAAUUCAUUUGACACAUGAAUCCAUAUUAUGGAUUUAUUCUCAAUUCUGUAUCAAUUUCUGCUAUUAUGGUUUUUCUUGUACAUAAUAAUCUUUACAUUACGGUUUAUCAGCACAAGAAAAAAGGAAUCUUUUAGUAGUGUUGGAAGUAGACGAAAACCGAUCAAUUCAAUUUUACCGACUUCUUCAUUCGUCAACAGUGACAAUUAUGAAUUGACCAUUCAAAGGGAUCAAUGGUCCAUUAAACUGUUUCAAGUCAAAUACACUACUCAGCGCCUGAAUGGAUUUUUUCAUUAUUUGACAACUCUUGCACCUAAAUUUUGGAAGGUAUGGUUUACUUGUGGUGCUGUUAUCGCAUCGUUUUUGAUGGCCGUGGGUAUCGCAGUGAUAUUAUUUGCUGCUGCCAAAAUACUAUACACUUUAGGCCAUGCUAUAGUUCCUUCAGCCCAAGCUCAGAAUGGUGAUACUCUCAGAAAAAGGAGUUUAGACAUGGAGAUUGAUGACGAACAAGUUUUUUUACCCAUGAUACCCGGCGUUACUUUGCCUAUGUCACAUAUCGGCUAUUAUUUAUGUGCACUAAUCAUAUGCGGUUUAUUUCAUGAAGCGGGCCACGCUAUUGCUGCUUACAGCCAGGGCAUACAUAUUCAAAGUUCGGGCAUGUUUGUUAUAUAUCUUUAUCCAGGAGCCUUUGUAAAUAUACCAGAUCAGCAAUUGCAAACUCUUAAAGCAUUCCAACAGCUACAAAUCAUAUGUGCUGGCGUCUGGCAUAACCUCGUGCUGUAUCUUUAUACCUAUAUCUCAUUAGCAGGAGGGCUCAAAUUAAUGCUGCUUUUUCUUGGAUGGCAAUCUUUAGAAGGGCAAGGUGGUGUUAGCGUUGUUCAUGUUCGACCCACCUCACCUUUAGCUGCACAUAUACCACCAUCUUCUAUUAUAUACCAGCUUGAUGACUAUCCGUUAGUGAAUAAUAUCGAAGAAUGGAAUCAAUACUUAUUGAACGAUAAAGGCAAGCAUACAAUUCAACAGGGUUUUUGUAUCGAUGAUCAUCAGAUAGAUCAAGAUCUUGGGCUUGAUUGCUGUCAGAUUGACGAAGAAUAUCCUUUCGGCAAAUCUACGAAUGCUUCUAUAUCAUGUUUUGCGACAUAUCCUUUUAUGCCAGAAUCAGAAAAGUUAUGCUUAGCGACAGUCAGGUAGUGAGGAUAUAUGCAAGUACUCCAGAUUGGUUACUAGACGAUAACGGAACCCCUUCUAUGACAAAUAAGGAGAAAGUGUAUAUUUUCGAAGGCGAACUAGUAGAUAUAUGGGAAAGCG
Molecule: messenger RNA, 1316 nt
Organism: Mycotypha africana
Lineage: Eukaryota; Fungi; Mucoromycota; Mucoromycetes; Mucorales; Mycotyphaceae
Exons: 3
Coding region: 39-1199 (386 amino acids)
Biological process (GO): membrane protein intracellular domain proteolysis; regulation of response to endoplasmic reticulum stress
Cellular component (GO): membrane; cytoplasm
Molecular function (GO): metalloendopeptidase activity
Source: RefSeq, a predicted model, not a curated record